Molecule: messenger RNA, 2237 nt
Organism: Schistocerca nitens (vagrant locust)
Lineage: Eukaryota; Metazoa; Arthropoda; Insecta; Orthoptera; Acrididae
Product: protein FAM32A
Exons: 3
Coding region: 174-500 (108 amino acids)
Cellular component (GO): nucleolus
Source: RefSeq, a predicted model, not a curated record
GUUCCAGGCGGCCAAAUUCCCGAGAAACGGAUAUAUCUUUGCAACGAGAACUAUGUAACAUCCAUCAUAACAUCUGUAUCGGCGGAACGUCUUUGGUUGUGGAGUUUGUUUCUCGAUUGUUCGUAGUACCAACGAGUAAGCAGCUACUAUUGUGUAUAGUGCAAAAUUGUGAAAUGUCAGAGUACGAAGUUAUCGCGAAAGGCCCUUUGAAAAUAAAAGGGGACGGUGGUGUGAAAAAGAAAAAGAAAAAGAAGGAUCAGAAGAAAUUGUUGGAACAAGUUCCUAAAAUUAUAGAGGUACCGAAGGAAGAAAAGCAAGUAAACGAAGUUAAAAGAACAAAAGCAGAAUUGGCGUUCCUAAAGAUGCAGGAAAAAAUGCAAAAAGAACGCAUUAAGCAGAAGGCUUCUAUGACGCACAAGCAGCGUGUUGAGGAAUUCAACCGACAUCUGGACAGUCUGACGGAGCACUUUGACAUCCCAAAAGUCAGUUGGACGAAGUAGAACAAAUUCUUUGUUUUGGACAUAUCCAUAUGUUGCUCGCAUUUUUGUUUGCUCACUCAUCUUAUGCAAGGUGGUGUGGUGCAACGUUAACCUGUCACUUGAUGUGUACACAUGAACAUCAUUAUUCCACAUUGGUAUAUGGAAAACAGUUAGAUGAAAAUGUGUGAAGUUGAAAAAAAGUUGAUAUUUAUUGUACAGUAAAGUUUAUAGGACUGGUCUCACUUACAGCAGCUUGCAACCUUGCUACUUAACAACUUCUGGAAGCUGAUUACAGCAUGUAAAUAACAGUAAAUGUCUAUGGUAGUAAGCAAGUUGCAAGAGAGAAUUUCUGUAAAUAUAAUUUUUGUUUAAAAUUUUUACUCUUGGAAGACAUAUGUUUUCCUGAUGCACUUACAGUAUACAUUGUGAAACAUUUGCAACCACUUUGUUGUUGCGUGAAAGUAGAAUGAAAAUGCAUGCUGUUUUGAAGUGUUGUAAGUAAAAAAUUUUCAUUCUUACAAUGUUGUGUUUUAUUUGAUAAGCUAGCUACAGUAUAAAUACCUUGAGUACUCUAAAGUCACUAACACUUAACUGUAUUUCAAAGUGUUUAUUGGUAUGGUUGCAUUGCAAUUAGAGUAUUAGAGCAAUAAGAAAAAGUUUUUGUUAUGUUUGUGUUGUAAAACAGCUUAUGUUUAUUUUUCUUAAGUUUUUAAAGUGAGGUUUUGUUUAACUGGAGAAACUAGACUGUGAUACAGAUAUAGAGCUCUUUGUUUCGGACAGUCAAUCUUCUGUAAAAAAACAGACUGAAAGUUGUCUGAGAUUUAUAAUGAGUCUGCACUCUUCAUUAUUAACAGUUAAGAAAUCACAGUCAUAUGUGACUGUGUUGUUCUAGAAACAGAUAAAACUGUUAUACUGACUUUCACAGUUACAGAAUUGAAGAAGAAAUAAAACAAAGUGUUUAAACAAGUUAUUUGCUGGAAGUGUCAGUUAGGUCUGAAAGCAAAGAAAGUGGAAGAUAAAACUCGGACAGUAGAGUAAGGAGCUUGACAAUAGAGCAAGGAGCUGUGUAUUGCACAUAAAUGAUUUGGUAAAUUUUAAUGACUUUUCUUCAGAUUGUUGUUGAACAAGGAAUGUUUGCUGGAAACUCUUUGAUAUAGAGGCCAGUACAUAGGUGAAUAUGCACAGUAAUAAUUACAAAUUGGGUAAAGACCUUGACAAAUGAUACUUGUAGCUACCUGCAACAAUAACUGAUUUGCAGUUAAAAGUUAGGCAUUGUGUCAACAUGAAAAUUCUGUUUCCUUGACUUAACAUACUAUUAAUGUAUGCACUGCAUAGCAUCAGCAAAAUUGUUUCAAAUUUGGUGUUAGUGGUCUGUGUUCUUAAACAAGAGCUGUCAUGAGAAUGUGUAAAUUUAGGUGAGAGAUUUAUCUUAAAAAUACUUUAAACAAAAACAACAACAGUGUUUCACAACUGUUAGGUGUUGGAAGAAAUUCAUUAAAAUUUUAUGCAGUUGACAUUUAAAUAUGUCUGGUGAUUUCAUCUCAAAUCAUACAGGUCAUUUCAACUCGUGCUCAUGAAUUUCUCUGGAAGAAAUAUGUAUUAGACCUCUAUAUUAUAAGUGUUAAGAAAUUAAGUAUUUUCGUUUUAUCUUAAUUUUUGUAAAUGGUAUGCCCCUUUGAAAAAUUUAUAUUUUGUAAAUAACUCUUAAAACAGUAGAGAACAAAAAAUAUAACUAAUAAACCAAAAGUAUUGGAGACA